UGCCACACACAACCUGAGGGACAUUUAGAAAAAUGAAGAGGCUCGUGGGCUUAUUCGCACUGUUUCUCCUCGCUAAGGCUGAAAGAGAAGAUCUUUCAGGUAAAAUGUUCACAUUCCCCGUGGAGUCCAAAACUCAUCAUGUGGUUCUCAAUCCUGAGAUGAAUAAGAUCUUCACCACUGUCACCGUGUGUCUGCGUGUCUUCUCAGACAUCUCCAGGGCUCAGAGCCUUUUCUCACUUGCUCUGCCAUCAACAGCCAAUGCGUUUCUAUUUUUCAGGGAAAAGCAAGGACAUUAUAUCUUACACAUCUUAGAUGGCACUGCCCAUUUUUGGGGCUUGAAGGAUGAAUAUAAUGUCUGGAAGUCAAUGUGUGCUACCUGGGACGCUAACACAGGACUCGCUCAGAUCUGGGUCAAUGGAAUCCCGAGUUCACGAAAAGGACUCAAGCAAGGAGGCUCUUUAACUGGAAUUCCAAAAAUCAUUCUGGGUCAAGAGCAAGACAGUUACGGUGGACGUUUUGAUGCGGCGCAGUCAUUUGUUGGGAUGCUGACUGACGUGCACAUGUGGGACUCUGUUCUGUCUCCUGAUCAGAUUGUGUAUUAUUCAUAUGGUGGGCAGUUUAAGCCAGGCAACGUUAUCAACUGGAACUCACUAAAAUUUAGUACAAGUGGGUAUGUAGUCGUUGAAAGUAAGGAAACUUCACAUGGAGCUAGUAGUGUGUAGACUCCAGAAUAAAUACAGAAUAGACUUAAUAUAUAAUCUGUUGUCUCUUAAUCAGCCUUACUGUAAUUUCUAAAAC
Molecule: messenger RNA, 798 nt
Organism: Clarias gariepinus (North African catfish)
Lineage: Eukaryota; Metazoa; Chordata; Actinopteri; Siluriformes; Clariidae
Product: serum amyloid P-component-like
Exons: 2
Coding region: 33-722 (229 amino acids)
Source: RefSeq, a predicted model, not a curated record